AUGGAUGAAAUUUCUCAUUCUGAUGAUGUUGAUAAUUUGGAAGAUGUGGAAGAUUUGGAAGAAGAUGAUCACCAAACUAAAGUUAAAGGGAAACGACCAAUAUCCAAUUCAAGCAACCAUCCUACGACCCAAGGUAAAAAGUGUAAACAAACUGGACCUAUUAAUCUUUAUUUUAUGAAAGAUGUCGAUGAAAUUGUCAAACAAAGACUUGCAAAAAGCAAAGGACAAUUUGAUGAAAAUAAAAAGAAGUUACGAGAUAUUGCAGUUGAGAAAUUUGCAAGAUGGAUGUAUGAUGCUGGAAUUUCCUUCAAUACUGUUAAAUAUGAUUCUUUUGAGCCUUGUAUUGAAGCUAUUGGACAAUUUGAAUCAGGGAUGAAACCUCCAUCAUAUCAUGAAGUGAGGGUUAAGUAUUUGAAGAAGGAGUUGGCAAAUACGAACUCACUUCUCAAAUCCCAUGAAAAAGAUUAUGCUAAGUUUGGGUGCACAAUCAUGGCAGAUGGAUGGACAGAUAAAAAGGGUAGAACUCUUAUAAAUUUUUUGGUGAAUGAUCCCAAAGGAAGUGUAUUUGUUGAAUCAGUUGAUGCUUCAGGCUAUUCUCACACAGCAGACAAAAUGUUUGAGUUGCUUUCUAAAUUUGUGUAUCGCAUUGGAGAAAAAAAUGUGGUUCAGAUUGCAAUAGAUAAUGCAAGCUGCAAUGUCAGUGCAGCUCAUUGUUUAGAUUUGUUGCUCGAGGAUAUAUUCAAAAUUCCUCAUCUCAGAAAAUUGCAUGAACGAGCGUUGAUGGUGAAUGGUUAUAUUUACAACAGACCACAAGUAUUGAGCAUGAUAAGAGAGUUUACUGGACAGAGAGACAUGCAAUUUCAUGUACAACAAGCAAAUCUGAGAAAGAUGUUUACAUCUGAAAAGUGGGCAAAUAGUCAAUUUUCCAAAGAGGUCACAGGAAAACGUGUAGCAGAAGUGAUAUUGAUGCCUUCUUUUUGGAAAAAUAUGAUUUUUGCAUUAAAAGUUGGUGGUCCAUUGGUGAAAGUAUUACGGCUGGUAGACGGUGAAAAACAGUCUCCUAUGGGUUAUAUUUAUGAGGCAAUGGACAGGGCCAAAGAAGCUAUCGCUGCGUCAUUUAAUAAUAAUGAAGAGAAAUAUCGUAACAUUUUUGAAUUCAUUGACAAAAGAUGGAACAUUCAACUCCAUCAACUUUUGCAUGCAGCCGGAUAUUUCUUGAAUCCAGAGUGUUUUUACUCAAACCCUGAUAUAGAAAAUGAUACAGAAGUGAUGGAGGGUUUGUACAAGUGCAUAUCUAGAUUGGUGAGAGAGAUAGAUGAUAGUAAUGAAUGGUUGUUGGAAAAAUUGGAUGACAGUGAUAAAGACAAUGAUAAUGAUUUUGUCUUUGAAGGUGAAGAUUUGCGUUGGAGUGAUGUAGCACAAGCAUCUGGGGUUGGUGAAAGUACAUAUGACUUUCGAUCUUGA
Messenger RNA from Zingiber officinale, 1464 nucleotides. RefSeq lists its product as uncharacterized. The record is from RefSeq and is a predicted model, not a curated record. NCBI's taxonomy places the organism in Eukaryota, Viridiplantae, Streptophyta, Magnoliopsida, Zingiberales, Zingiberaceae. The transcript is spliced from 4 exons. Bases 1 to 1464 code for a protein of 487 amino acids.